Molecule: messenger RNA, 2121 nt
Organism: Diaporthe batatas
Lineage: Eukaryota; Fungi; Ascomycota; Sordariomycetes; Diaporthales; Diaporthaceae
Exons: 3
Coding region: 496-2016 (506 amino acids)
Biological process (GO): biosynthetic process
Molecular function (GO): pyridoxal phosphate binding
Source: RefSeq, a predicted model, not a curated record
UGAAAUCGCUCUUACCAACAGAAUCCAAAUGUAACCUUACGGGACCGGAGUUGCCAACAAGAAAUACACACUUGCGAUGCUUCAAGUAGUUGGUGCUGACACGGUCUUAGGGUGUAAUACGACCCGCGGCUCUGUCUCUAGUCCGGCCCCCACCUCUGCAUCCGCCUACACGGUACUUUUGUCGGCCCGUAGGGUAAGCCGGGCCGCUGGUAUAUAGUGCUGAUGCAAGCCAACGCGGGAGCAAUGUAUCGAUACAUUGGUACGAGCCUCUCAGAAGUAUUCCGCUGAUGAUCACAUCUUUGGCCCUCCUCUCCUAGUCCUUUGCCCGAGGAGGGAGUUGGAAAGCAGAUUGUGAUCAGUUGUUUUGUUCUGCAUGGACUGUGGUACUCUAUCAUUUCUUCAAGCGUCGUGCUUCAAUCCAUUGUGAACGCUUUUCUUCAAUAUUCCGUGCCUCUCUUCCCUUAAUUUUCAAAAAGUCCAUUUUAAAAUUUGUCCAUGAGAAACAAGCGUCAUUCUCUACAACCCAGUCAGUCCUCAUACAUUAUGACAAGCAACGGCGCCGAUAAGGCCACACCAUUGGGUCCUUCUGGCCCCCUUGGGAUUCGGAUUCGCCAGCAGACCGUUAGGCCAGAAGCCACGAAAGCCCUCCCAACUUUCUACCGAAACAUAGAGGAGGCCCUUGACGUCCGCCGCGCGGCACAGAACUUCUACCUCAUCACACAGAACAGCUGGCAAAGAUAUGAUCAUGUUGUUGAUUUCUGUUCCGGGGAUAUUCUGGGCAUGGCAGCUAGCCCGGAGCGGCGUGCCGAAUUUCUGGCCGAACAAGCGGCACACCCAGACUUCAGUCUGGGCUCAACCGGUGUCCGGCUGAUGGACGGCAACUACCCUUACCUGGAGGAGGCCGAGGCUCAGAUUGCUGCCUUUCACGGUGCGGAGACCGGCUUACUUGUGGGCUCGGCCUUUGAGGCUAAUAUCGCCGUUUGGACUGCUAUACCACGCCCGGGGGAUGUGAUUUUAUAUGAUUCACUUGUCCAUGCAAGCACUCUUGAGGGUAUUAAACAGUCCCUGGCUAUCCAGAAGGUCGAAUUCCCCCAUAGUGAUAUUCAUGCCUUCCGCCUGGCAUUACAGGACACGUUGAGUACGCAGCCACUUAUACAACAGGGAAAACGGUGUGUUCUUGUUGCGCUUGAGUCCAUAUAUAGCAUGGACGGGGAUGUUUGCCCGCUGGAAGAACUGAUCACCGUCGCAAAAGAGGUGUUCCAUGGCAUGGAGGGAAAUGUCCAAUUUGUGCUGGACGAGGCACACAGCAUUGGGGUUAUCGGGCCCCAAGGGGCAGGGCUGGUUUGUGAGCUGGCUUUGCAGGAUGAGGUGGCAGUGGUUGUGCAUUCAUAUGGCAAGGCUAUGGGUGCAACAGGUGCUGUCAUCUUAGGAAACAAGACUGUGAAGAGCGCGCUCGUCAAUUUCGGCCGUUCUAUCAUCUACACCACAUCUCCAUCAUUCCUAUUUGUGGCAGCUAUUAAGUCUGCUUAUACAUUAUUAAAACACGAUGCUAUGUCCAAGGCACAAGAGGACAUCCAGGAUCUCGCUACGCUCUUCUUUGAUUCCCUUGCGUCACAUCCCGCGUGGGAAAAAGCUCAGGAAGACGGCCUCCUUUCUGUUCCCCUCGUUGAUGGGUGGGAAGAAAGGCCCUUUCUCACCCAUAUUAUCACAAUAUCUACCGGUACGCAUGAGAGGUACUUGUGGUGGCUAUACUUCGCAUUGUUAUCAUCUGGUGUCUGUACGUUCCCUGUGACCUAUCCAGUUGUGCCUCUUGGAAAAGGUCGACUCAGGGUUAUCCUUCACGCUUCCAAUACCCGGGACCAGGUCAAGCAACUCGUGGAUGCAGUAUUUGCGUGGGUGGAGGAGAUUCGGGAGAUAGAGGCUAGGAAUACGAUAGAGAGUGUAUCUAAGGCCGCAAGAGAGUUUUACGCGUGGAUCAAACAAGAAGGCCUGUCUGGGUAUGGAUCUAUUGACUAAUGGCAUCACUUCGCAUUUUCAAAUUCUAAAACAACCUCAACAGAUACUACAAGUAAUAUGAUAGAGCUGUUUGAUCCAGGAGGACGAAGACUGGGUCGACUCGAA